Molecule: messenger RNA, 1788 nt
Organism: Perognathus longimembris pacificus (Pacific pocket mouse)
Lineage: Eukaryota; Metazoa; Chordata; Mammalia; Rodentia; Heteromyidae
Gene: Tmem65
Product: transmembrane protein 65
Exons: 8
Coding region: 495-1292 (265 amino acids)
Biological process (GO): regulation of cardiac conduction; cardiac ventricle development
Cellular component (GO): mitochondrion
Source: RefSeq, a predicted model, not a curated record
GCGGCGGCCUGGGAGCGCGGUCGCUUUGAGGGCGCUGAGCCCCACAGGCUGGGGACGAUCGGAGGCCAGAGGGUGGGAAAGCGGACCGGCGCGGAGGGCGGCGCCGGAGGAGGGCGGCGCGUGGCUGACUCAUCUCGGGGGAAGAGCCGACUGACAGGCACACACUCCCCGCUCGCGCCCGCCCGCCCGCCCCGCUCAGCCCGGGAAGCGCCCGCCCGCCUCUCCCGAGCGCCGCAGGCCCCGCGCCGCCCGGAAAGUUUCUCGGGGCGGAGGUGCGGGAUCCCUCGCGGACCCGCGAGCAGCGUCGGGAGAGCCGAGGGGAGGCGGCCGUGCGGGCCCGCCGAGUGCAUGGUGCCGGGCGCCCGGGCUGCCUGUCGGGAGGACCUCGGGGCGGGGUCGGGCUGAGCCCGGCGCCUCCGGCUUCACCCCCGGUUAGCCUCGCCCAGACAUCGCCCCGCCGGGAUUGCCACGGGGGUCGCGUGGCUCCGCCCGCCAUGUCCCGGCUGCUGCCGCUGCUGGGGAGCCGGACCGCGCGCAGCCUGAGGCCGGGCCCGGCCGCCGCCGCCGCCGCGCCCCCCCGGCCGCCGUCCUGGUGCUGCUGCGGGCGGGGGCUGCUGGCGCUUGCGGCCCCCGGGGGGCCCCGGCGGCUGGGCACGCACCCCAAGAAAGAGCCCAUGGAGGCGCUGAACACGGCGCAGGGCGCGCGCGACUUCAUCUACAGCCUGCACUCCACCGAGAGGAGCUGCCUGCUCAAGGAGCUGCACCGCUUCGAGUCCAUUGCCAUCGCCCAAGCGUGCAGAUAUCCCAAACCUGAGAUGGUCCUUGUGAAGCGUGCGGAGGAGGUAUCAUCAUCAGAGACCCCUGAUAGUUUUGAAAAAUUGGAAGCUCAACCUCCCACCCCAGGCCAGCUGAGAUAUGUAUUCAUCCACAAUGCGAUACCUUUCGUAGGGUUUGGCUUUUUGGAUAAUGCAAUUAUGAUUGUCGCAGGAACACAUAUCGAGUUGUCUAUUGGAAUUAUUUUUGGAAUUUCAACAAUGGCAGCUGCUGCUUUGGGGAAUCUUGUGUCAGAUUUAGCUGGACUUGGACUUGCAGGUUACGUUGAAGCUUUGGCUUCCAGGUUAGGCCUGUCAAUUCCUGAUCUUACACCAAAACAAGUUGACAUGUGGCAAACACGUGUUAGCACACAUUUGGGCAAAGCUGUCGGGGUGACGAUUGGCUGCAUUCUAGGAAUGUUUCCUUUGAUUUUCUUUGGAGCUGGUGAAGAAGAUGAAAAACUGGAAAAGAAAAAUUAACCCUCUUAGACUACAUAUAAAAAGAUGUAAACUAAUGUACCUCAGUUAUGAAAUAUGCUGUCACAAUAUUUAGGAAUUAAGACAGUAACAGUGUAUAGAUACGGGAUCAAAUAAUUCAGCAUGUAUUAUGGAAAACACUAACUUAUUGUGGCUUGGUUUUCUUAUGACUUUUUUUUAAAGAACUAGUAACAUUUAUGUAAAUUGUUGAGAUGCUUUUUCAUCGAUAGCAGUCAACAUUUUAUCUUUUCCUUCUCUUUCUGUAUCAAGAUAUUAUUUAAGUUUCAGUCAUUGCUGUACUGUACUGACUUGGGGUUUGCUUGUUUGGUACUUACCCUUGUGACAUGCAUGUUAUUGUCUUGUUGUUGUUCCCUGGGGGUUACAAUCCAAUCAUGCAUUUCCCUUAGUUAUUUAGGAUGUCUAAUAUCAGUUAAGAUUUUUUUCUCUCUUCUGGUAAUACCAAUUUUGUAAUGUUUCACAGUAAACAUUUACAGUCAUA